CCAGACGUCGCCCCUGCGUUGUACUUGACUUUUGAAUGGUGGAGUCGUUUGUCAGUUACGUGGUGGUCUUUCCAACUUUCAUUGAGGAGGACAAAAGUGUAUGCAGAUGAGAACGCGCGUACAUCUGUUUCAGUGGGAAAGCGUGUGCGAGCCUCCUUUAAAAGUUAGAAAAAGUUGUCUCUGAAGCUUCACUAAAUAAUUGAGCCUAUAAAACGUUUUGGGUUUUGUUGUUGUUGUUGUUGAGGACAUUGAAGCGUGAGACGUGAAUUUGACAUUCGGUGUUAUUUUGGACGUCUGUCUUGUGCCCGGCGACUGGCGCCAGUUUACUUCUGACCUAAAGUUAUGACUUCCCCUGUCAACAGUGAGGAUUGUCAUGAGGAUUUAGCGAGGUACACUGGCGUUUUCCCGUGAAACAGGGAUGUCCUAGGGGCCAAUCAGAAGGAUGCCCGCUUAUCUGCUACUGGAGGACUGGACCUGAAACAUACUGAUGUUAAUAGACUUCAAAAUUGUCGCUUCAGCGUAAUUUGUAAAUCUGAGAAAGACAUGGCCUCCGAAGUAGUAUGCGGACUCAUCUUCAGAUUGCUUCUUCCAGUAUGUCUUGCAGCAGCAUGUCUGUUCCGGUACAACUUGCUGUCUUUUGUCUACCUCAUCUACCUCCUGCUCAUACCGCUAUUUGCAGAACCAACAAAGACAACAAUGCAAGGACACACAGGGCGCUUGCUAAAAUCUCUGUGCUUCACCAGUUUGACUUUCCUGCUGCUGCACAUCAUUUACCAGAUCACCCUCAACAGCCUUCUCGCAGGAGACAACAUAGAGCCCAAUUUCAGUUGUUCAUCAUGGGAGAAAUCGCUAAGACAGCUGGGGUUUGAAAGUGUGCGUGGGGCCGAUGCGGGUAAUGGCAUCCGGGUGUUCAUCCCAGACAUCGGCAUGUUCAUCGCAGGGCUGGUCAUGUGGCUCCUGUGUCGCAGUCUGGAGAAACCUGCAGCGAAGGACACCUCGCAGCACAAUGCUGACUUCAACCCCGACUGCCAGGAGCAGGAGGAUGAAGAGGAUGAUGAGGAUGAAGAGAAAAACAAGAAGCCAGAACUGGAACCUGACCUGCUCUUCGAGGAAGACUUGGGGCCUAACAACGAAAACUGUGAAUUAGCGGAUGAGGAAGAAGAAGUGGAGCAGGAAGAGACAGAGGUGCUGGAAGAGGAGGAAGAGGAAGAGAGCACCAGGAUGAAAAUGCUGCGACAGAUGGCAGAAGUGGCGUCCAAACUCAAAGAAAUCAUUGGCGAUCUGAUUACGAGUGCAGGAAAAGUAGUCGUAACCAUAUUACUGGGCCUUACAGGUAUAAUGCUACCCUCCCUCACCUCCACGGUGUACUUCUUCACCUUCCUGGGCCUGUGUACCUGGUGGUCAUUCUGCCGCGCGUUUGAUCUGCUACUCUUCAGCUGCCUGUGUGUGCUGAUGGCCAUCUUCAGCGCGGGACACCUAAUUAUGCUCUACCUCUACCAGUUCCAGUUCUUCCAGGAAGCCGUUCCCCCUGGAAACAGCUAUGCCAGCCUGUUUGGCAUCUCUCCAGUGGUGCUGAGCAACUGCUCUCACACUUGGAUGUUUGAAGUGAACCAUACGCUGGAGUGGUAUCAUUUUGUCAAUCCCAUCAUGCUACUGGUGAUGUACUACACCCUGGCCACACUGGUUCGUCUGUGGCUGCAGGAGCCAGACCACGCGCAGGUAAAGGAGAAAGUAGAGGAGCAGGAGCCCCACCUGAAGCUGGACGCUCCUCACACAGCACAGAAGAAGAGACAGAGAUGGCGCAUGGCACACUACUGCCCAGAUGAGAGAAACGUAUUGAUUGUGACAUCCAAUGGCGGCCCGGUGGAUAUGAUGUCUAUGUCCCGUGAGAACUGUCCUGCCUCUGCAGAGACAUACUCCACCCCUCGCCACACAGCAGGACAAGUUGACCCAGAGAGACUGGACUCCAGUGUGUAUGAGGUGGGCCUUGUGCAGGGUGAGCUCCACAGUAGCCCAGGUGUGUCUGAAAAGGCCAUUCGGGUUAAUGCAGUGGUCAAGACGUUCCGCUUCGUUAUGAAGCAGAGCUACAUCUGCGCCCUCAUCGCCAUGAUGGCCUGGAGUAUCACCUACGUGAGCUGGUUGACCUUUGUCUUCCUCAUUUGGUCCUGCACGCUGUGGAUGGUCCGGGACCGGAGGAAAUAUGCCAUGAUUACAUCUCCAUUCAUGGUGUUUUACGGGGACCUACUCAUUGUGCUGCAAUACAUCUGGAGCUUCGAGACCCUGCAGAAUGUGCCAGGCCUGUUCCCAACAAAGGGUGUGCCCUUCCGGGAGCUGGGCACUAAGAUUUUGUGUCUGCUGAGUUUCUGGCUACUAUUAAGACAAGCUCUCACAGAGAGAAGGGAGAAACAGAAAGAUGAAAACCAACUCUCUGAUAUCAGGGUAGAAGACUGCACACAGGAGAAUGAUAUGGACCCAGAGGCUGCAGGUCAGAGAGAGAUGAUGGAUGUGCUGGGCAGUACUGUUAUGGCCAUGCUACAUAAGUACUGGAUCUACAUCUGUGGAGGAAUGUUCUUCAUCGUCAGCUUCCAAGGACGCAUUGUCAUGUACAAAAUCAUCUACAUGAUGAUGUUCCUCUUCUGUGUAGCUCUCUAUCAGGUCCAUUAUGAGAGGUGGAGGUGGAUGCUGAAGUACUUCUGGAUGUCAGUGGUGAUGUAUACCAUGCUGGUGCUCAUCCUGAUUUACACCUUCCAGUUUGAGUCCUCAGUACAUGUCUGGUCCAAUAUGACUGGUUUGAGCAAGGAGAAGCUAGAAGAUCUGGGCUUGGAGAAGUUCACCGUUUCGGCUCUGUUCACGCGAAUCUUCAUCCCCACCUCUUUCCUACUUGUGUGUAUCUUGCACCUGCACUACUUCCAUGAGCGUUUCCUACAGCUCACUGACAUCAAGUCAGUGGCUGACAAGCAGAAAAGCACCAUCUCCAGGCUUGUGCAUCUUGAUGGUAGUCUGGCAGACAUCUCCAUGAUAAAGCCAGAGAUGAAUUCCUCUGUGAAAGAGGAAGACUUGGGAGAGAAGGUGGAUCUAGAGGAGGAUGAGAAUUAUGUGAAAUGUAAAGAAGAAGAAAAUGAAGAAGUCUGUGACCUGUACUGCAAGGUGACAAGCUUCACGUGCCAUAUAACACCAGAACCUGAGCCUGCUCACGGAGAUGACCUGAGGAAUAAGUGGCACCUGGUGGUGGACCGCCUGACUGUUCUCUUCCUGAAGUUCCUGCAGUAUAUCCAUCAGCUGCAGCUCUUCAUCUGGUGGCUUCUGGAGCUUCACGUCAUUAAGAUCGUCUCCUCGUACAUCAUCUGGGUCUCUGUCAAAGAGGUGUCUCUGUUGAACUACGUGUUCCUGGUGAGCUGGGCUUUUGCUCUACCAUUCAGCCAGUUCCGACCACUGGCCUCCAGCGUCUGCACCGUCUGGACUUGCGUCAUCAUCGUCUGCAAGAUGCUCUACCAGCUCACCUCCAUCCAGCCUGUGGCCUACUCCAAAAAUUGCUCGAUGCCUGAUAACUAUACAGAGGUUCAGAGGAUAGAGAUGGCUAGAUCUCUCCUGUACAGCAACCCAGUAGACCCUGCCAACUGGGUCGGCCUCAAGAAGUUCUCUCCAUUACUAGAGAAUCUGAGGAAUAACUUGCUGAUGCUGGCUCUGCUAGCAUUUGAGGUCACCAUCUACCGUCACCAAGAUUUCUACCGCAUGAGGAACAAUCUGAGUGCUCCUCUCACCAGAACAAUCUUCCACAACAUCACACGGCAACACCUGGAUGAUGGCAUCAUCAACUGUGCCAAGUACUUCAUGAACUACUUCUUCUACAAGUUUGGCCUAGAGACCUGUUUCUUGUUGGCGGUGAAUGUGAUUGGCCAGCGGAUGGACUUCUGCGCCAUGUUGCAUGCAUUCGGCCUGAUUGCAGUGCUGUACCAGCGCAGGCGCAGGGCCAUCGCCUGCGUCUGGCCCAGAUACUGCCUCUUCUUGGCCUGCAUGCUCACCUUCCAGUACCUGAUGUGUAUUGGCAUGCCGCCGGCAGCUUGCUCAGACUACCCAUGGAGACGUCCCUCGUCCAGCAUGGACUCCAACGUGGUCAAGUGGCUCUACCUGCCUGACUUCCACACCAGACCCAACCCUCUCUUCCUCCUUUAUGACUUCAUGCUGCUUCUGUGUGCAUCACUCCAGAGGCGUGUGUUUGAGGAGGAGAAUGACCCUGCAGUGCGUCUGCUUGCUGGUGAUAAUGUCGAGAUCUGUGGAGACCCGGACGCUGCCACCUUCAAUCAGCAUAAUCCCGUCCCCGAUUUCAUCCACUGCAGGUCAUAUCUAGAUAUGCUGAAGGUCAUCAUGUUCAGCUAUCUUUUUUGGUUCGUCCUCACCAUCAUCUUCAUCACGGGAACCACACGUAUCAGUGUCUUUUGCAUGGGCUACCUGGUGGCCUGUUUCUACUUCCUACUUUUUGGUGGAGAGCUGCUGCUCAAGCCAAUCAAAAGUAUCCUGCGCUACUGGGACUUCCUAAUUGCCUACAAUGUGUUCGUCAUCACCAUGAAGAAUAUCCUCUCAAUAGCUGCCUGUGGUUAUAUUAAAUCCUUGGUGGCUAGUCACUGCUGGUUGAUUCAGUUGUUCAGUCUGGCAUGCACUAUAAAGGGCUACUCUCGACCGGAGCAGCAGGCCAAUAAGCAGUGUGAGCUGCCCAGUGACGAGGCAGGCAUUAUCUGGGACAGCAUCUGCUUCGCAUCCUUGCUCCUCCAAAGACGCGUCUUUAUGAGCUAUUACUUCCUGCAUGUAGUGGCUGAUAUCCGCUCUUCCCAGGUCCUGGCAUCCAGAGGAGCAGAGCUGUUCCAGGCCACCGUCGUGAAGGCAGUGAAAGCAAGAAUUGAAGAAGAGAAAAAAUCGAUGGACUUACUGAAGAGACAGAUGGACCGCAUUAAGAGCCGACAACAGAAAUUUAAGAGGGGAAAGGAGAGGAUGUUGAGCUUGGCUCAGGAGAGUGAGGAGGGUCAUUCAGUGAUCAACGAAGAAGAGGAGGAUGAAGGACAUUCAAGUAAAGAGAUGAGCAAAGGCAAGAAAAAGCAGUGGUGGAGACCCUGGGUUGACCAUGCUUCCAUGGUGAGAAGUGGGAACUAUUACUUGUUCGAGACUGACAGUGAGGAGGAAGAGGAAGAAGAAGAGAAAAAAGAGGAUGAACCACCUAAGAAAUCUGCCUUUCAAUUUGUGUACCAUGCUUGGAUAACUGACUCGAAAACAGCCUUGAAGGAGCGCAGCAAGGAAAGGCGACGAUUCUGGCAGAGGUAUACAGAUGGACGCAAAACCAAACAUGACCAGCAGGAAGCAGCUCAGGUAACCACUGAGGUCGAACAACAGGAGGAAGAUGUGUUUGAAGAUGAGAGAUCUGAAGGACCAGACAACAUCCUGAGGCGUGUGUUUAACAUUGUAAAGUUCUCUUGGGUGCUGUUUCUGGCUUUGCUGGACAGUUUCACCACUUGGCUCAACUCCAUGUGCCAGGAGCACAUCGAUAUCUCUACUGUACUGCGCAUUGAGCGCUGCAUGCUCACCCACGAGGUCAAAAAGGGGAACACGCCUUCACGGGAGAGCAUUCACGUGUACUACCAGAGGCAGCUGUGCAGGUCUGCUUCCUCCGAGGCUGUGCUGCCGGCUGCAGAGGGUCUGCAGGCUCACGACAGUUCUACCCCCACGCUGCCCCAGCUGGACCAGGGCCAGAGCAUACAGACUAUGGAUUCUGCCUCCCCUCGCGCCUGCCCGGCUGGGUACAGCACAACACAUGUGUACACCGAGUCCACAGCACUCUUCAGCCAGUCUACACUGGAGCUGGGUGAGAUAUCCCCUCACCCCGUGCUCAGAACCAGCGAGCGAGCGCGUCCGAAACUACACCGCCUGCCAGGAUUGCAAGUGUCUUCAUCUGGAGAGAGCACAAGCAGCCCUACCUUCAGUGAAAACACACAGUGCACGGCGCUGUGCUCUCGGCAGGGCACGGGUGACACAAUCGAGGAGCCGGAGGACGCUCAAGAGAGACCCCCAUCUCCGAGUGGCAUGUGGCCCCCUGCCACGGGGCUCCCUGAGUCUUCUGACAAGUGCUGCUGCAGCAGCGAGGGUCAGAACACUGAGGGGGCCUCAGCCUCAGGCUGGGACACCACUUUAGUGGACGAGCCGUCCACGUGGCCCCAUUUCAGCAGGUGUCCCUCUGAAGUGGAUAUCCCCCCCUCCUACAGCAAGGCCACUGGUCUUGACUCAAUAUGUGAGUCCGUGGCUCACCCAGAGGAGAAGAGGAACAGGAUAACCACUCCUGAUGUCAAAGACACCUGCCACAGAGACACCACCGUUCCCUCACUGAGCCAUGAGCUCACAGCCAGUGAUCUUCUGCGCAGCAGGAUGUUCUAUGAUGAGGAGCUGGAGGAGUCGGGGCGCUUCUACAGCUCUCAGCCCCAGAUCCUGCAGCUGUGCUAUGCUCUCUACAACAUGCUGGUGGCCCACUCAGAGAUGGUCUGCUACUUGGUCAUCAUUCUCAACCACAUGAUCUCGGCCUCAGUGGCCACGCUGGUGCUGCCCGUCCUCGUUUUCCUGUGGGCCAUGCUGUCUGUUCCCCGGCCCAGCAAACGUUUCUGGAUGACUGCCAUCGUCUACACUGAGGUGACAAUAGUGAUAAAAUACUUCUUCCAGUUCGGCUUCUUCCCCUUCAAUCAGAACAUAGAGCGGGAGAAGAGCAAACCCUUCCACCCUCCCAACAUCAUUGGCGUGGAGAAGAAGGAGGGCUACGUCCAUUAUGACCUGGUUCAGCUGCUCGCACUCUUCUUCCAUCGCUCCAUUCUUAAGUGUCAUGGACUGUGGGAUGAAGAUAAGUCCCAACCUGCAGCAGUGAGCCAUGCCGACUCAGAUGAUGAGGAGACACCCGGAGCACUCAGAGAGAGGAGCCUCCUGUCCCGCAAAGCUUCAGUGGAGUCCACACACAUCCGUGUGGCCAGAAGACACUCUCGCACACACACACUUGUGAGACGGAACAGUUCAAACACAGGCUCACACACUUCCAAUCGUUCGGCCUGCUCCAGAGGAGGAAGCGUUGGCAAUCGGUCGAGUAUGUGUCGCUCAGGCAGUGUGUUGGCUGUUCAGCAGAAGAGUCGUAAAGAGCUCAUUCUGGAGAAGCUACGGGAGCAAGUCAUCAAAGCAAAGAAACUUACUGUCAAAAUAGCUCUAGACAUCUAUGUUCCAAUUCGCCAGUUCUUCUACAGUCUCAUCCACCCAGAGUACAGUGCUGUAACAGAUGUGUAUGUGCUCAUGUUCCUGGCUGAUACUGUUGACUUCAUCAUCAUUGUUUUUGGAUUCUGGGCCUUUGGGAAACACUCUGCUGCUGCAGACAUCACAUCCUCUCUGUCAGAGGAUCAGGUUCCAGAGGCAUUCUUGGUCAUGGUUCUGAUCCAGUUUGGUACUAUGGUAGUGGACCGUGCACUCUACCUAAGGAAGACCGUUACAGGGAAAGUCAUCUUCCAGGUCAUCCUGGUGUUUGGCAUCCACUUUUGGAUGUUCUUCAUACUUCCAGGAGUCACUGAGAGGCGUUUCAGUCAGAACAUGGUGGCCCAGCUCUGGUACUUUGUGAAGUGCAUCUACUUUGGCCUGUCAGCAUACCAGAUCCGCUGUGGCUACCCUACCCGCGUGCUUGGCAAUUUCCUGACGAAAAGCUACAAUUAUGUCAACCUUUUCCUCUUUCAAGGGUUCCGGUUGGUUCCGUUCCUGACAGAGUUGCGGGCUGUGAUGGACUGGGUGUGGACAGACACCACACUCAGUCUGUCCAGCUGGAUCUGUGUGGAAGAUAUCUAUGCUCAUAUCUUUGUGCUCAAGUGCUGGAGGGAGUCAGAAAAAAGGUAUCCUCAGCCACGCGGACAGAAGAAGAAAAAGGUGGUGAAGUAUGGGAUGGGGGGCAUGAUUGUGAUGCUGCUCAUCUGCAUCGUCUGGUUCCCCCUGCUCUUCAUGUCUCUGGUCAAAUCAGUGGCCGGAGUUGUCAACAAACCCCUGGAUGUGUCCGUCACCAUCACACUGGGAGGAUUUCAGCCGAUUUUCACUAUGAGUGCUCAACAGAAUCAGCUAAAGGACUUCACUGAAGCAAAAUUCCUGGAGUUCAUGAAUUCCUACAGAUACAUUCCAGGGGCGAUGCAGUUCCUGGAAGCAUACACUGCUGAGGACGUGACCAUAGCCGAGCUGGAGGGAAGUUCCAACUCCCUGUGGACCAUCAGCCCACCCAGCAGGAAGAACCUGAUAGACGUACUGAGCAAAGAGGACCAGUUUCCUGUCACCAUGUCCUGGACUAUUCAGAGGAAUCUCAGUCUUGGCGCAAAGGCUGAAGUUGCUAUGGACAAGCACAUUACAUACCUGGAUGUGAAUACAAGACAAGAGUUAAUAGAUUUGUUAAAUGGAACAAGGAACAAGGCUUUAGUCAUAAAGCAAGUCUUCCCUUGUUUCAUUCGAGCACCCAGCGAUUCAAAUGCUAAACCUAUAGAUCAGCUUUAUGAAGAAGGCCACUACGAGGACAUCCUGUUGGACCUGGAACGGACCGAUAACAGCAGUGGCCAGAUCCAGGAGUGGUGGAUUGUUGACCAGCCAUCUGUAGGGACGCUCCAAACGAGACAUGAGCAGAAUGCAGAGCAGAAGAGGGAAGCUGGACUGCAGCUCUAUGUUUUCAGUGAUAAAGUUAGUCCUCCCAGCCUGGGCUUCCUUGCUGGCUACGGUAUAAUGGGUCUAUAUGCCUCCGUGGUGUUGGUAAUAGGCAAGUUCGUGCGUGAGUUUUUCAGCGGCAUCUCACACUCUAUCAUGUUUGAGGAGCUGCCCUGCGUAGACCGCAUCCUCAAGCUCUGUAAUGACAUCUUCCUCGUCCGAGAGACUGGCGAAUUGGAGCUGGAGGAAGACCUGUACGCCAAGCUCAUCUUCCUCUACCGUUCACCCGAGACCAUGAUUAAGUGGACCAGGGAGAAAACUAAAUGAACCUAUGCAGAGUCUAUGCAGACAACACACACCAAGGUGAAAGAGAAACAGUGCCCUCUGGAGGGUGCCGUGCAGAAGAGCUUGUCCACGUGAUCCAUGUACACACGCAAGCUUGUGAAUUAGAAACAGCUUUCCUAGAUAGGGUCCCACUGUCAACAGUGUAACCUGGGGAGGUAGCUGUUCUACAGUACAUGUACAUUACGUACUAACCUGAACCUGAAAAGCCUUUGGACUGGGGUAAUGUAGCAGCUGCCACAGACUUGAGAGAGAGGCUGAAAAGUGGACUCAGCUGUACUUUGACACCGCCUACCUGCUAGGAGCCUUGCAGAUGGAAAUGAACCGAUCCAUGGGUUGUGCAAUAUACUGUCCUGGUAGCUGGCUGUAAACACAAAGGAAGAACGAGGACAGCAACUGAAAGACACUAGCCACUUUUAAUUCAUAAGAAAAGAUUCUCCAUACUCUGGAAGUACUUUAAAAUGAACUACAAGACAUUCCACACUGAACCACGAUCUGCCUUUGCCAGCAUUUUAGACUGUGCAGAGAACAACACAAGGGAUCCAAACAAUGGUGUUCUCAGGAAAAAAAAAAAAAAAAAGAAAAAAAAAAGUGUCAUCUCGCCUGAACAGUAUUUUAAGUUUGUUCUUCCCCACAGGCAAGAGAUCAGCCACAGCACGGAGAAUCGUGUUCUUUCUACUGUUACAGGAUGCUCUAUGCAGAGUGGGACAUAAUUGUAUUUCAGUAACCCAAGCAUAAAGCACAGUUUGUAAACCUGCAGCCUGUGUCUUAUCUGUGAAUUUACUAAUGAUGCCUAUCCAUCCAAAGCUACUAUUAUUAGUUAUUUCAUAGAAUUUGGGGAAAAGAGAAAUUGCCAGAAAUGAAAACAUUCAGUCAACCACAGGAAACUCAGCUUUAUGUUGUAUCUCAGACUUUUACUGGGUUUACACUUUUGUUGCGGUACACUGUUCAUCAAAAUAUUGAUUUCCAUGCAACACAAGAACUUUGAUAAAGAGUGUACAGAUUUUUCAUUAUGGAACAUUGGUACACACAUCAUCUCAGCACAAUUCAGAGGAGGGAAAAAGCAUGAAAGAUUUCUAUGUACAAAAUCUGCAUAUCACACAAUACCAUUCUCUUCCCUAAUCUACUCAUAGAGGCAUUGUUCCCUGAAAUGUAAAUGUGUACUUUUCCUAAAUAAAUAACGCUACAAACAUUA
Molecule: messenger RNA, 10216 nt
Organism: Electrophorus electricus (electric eel)
Lineage: Eukaryota; Metazoa; Chordata; Actinopteri; Gymnotiformes; Gymnotidae
Gene: piezo2a
Product: piezo-type mechanosensitive ion channel component 2a
Cellular component (GO): membrane
Molecular function (GO): mechanosensitive monoatomic ion channel activity
Source: RefSeq, a predicted model, not a curated record